AUGGAGAGCAAUCAAAAUAUAAGUGGAAGUGGAAUUGGACCUCUUCCAUCUUCAACAGUGGAUGAACAAGGAGUACAAACCCCAGGCAUUGAGACAAGUGCUCAACAGCCUAUGGCCACUCCUAAAGUUCCUGCUGUUAAGAAGAGGAAGGAAAUAGAGUCUAGAUCCAUAGUGUGGGAGCACUUUGAACAGAUCAAAGAUCCUGAAACUAAAAAAGUGCUUAAAGGCAGUCUCUACUCACAUUCAACACUCUGUCCACUUCUGAGGGGUAGAACAGAGGCUCCUGGGGGUGUUUUGGGGACAUGGGUGUUUAAUCAAGAUGCCAUUAGGAGUGCCCUUUGUGAGAUGAUAAUCAUAGAUGAGCUCCCUUUUAGGUUUGUAGAGGGCCAGGGGUUCAAGAGGUUUAUUCUGGUUGCUUGUCCUAGGUUUCUUAUCCCUUCUAGGUGGACCAUUUCUAGGGACAUCUACCAAAUAUUUCUUGAUGAGAGGCUAAACCUUAAGAAGUUUUUUAGAGUGGGAACUCAAAGGGUUAGUCUAACAACAGAUACAUGGACUUCUGUCCAGAGAAUCAACUAUAUGUGCAUUACUGCACAUUUUUUAGAUGACCAGUGGAAGCUUCAUAAAAAAAUUAUAUCCUUUGUCCCAGUUUCUUCUCAUAAGGGGGAGUACAUUGCAAAAGCCCUAGAGAGUUGUUUAUUAGAGUGGGGAAUUAAGAAUGUGUUUACUGUAACAGUGGAUAAUGCAUCCUCUAAUGACACAGCUAUGGGGUUUUUUAAGAGUAAACUGUUAUCUUGGGGUUCUUCUUCUGUUAAGGUUCAGUACAUGCACAUGAGGUGCAUAGCCCAUAUCCUCAAUUUAGUGGUCCAAGAUGGGUUGAAGUUUGCAGAUGAGUCAGUUAAGAGGGUGAGGGAUGCAGUGAGAUGGGUUAGGAACUCACCAGCUAGGCUGACAAAGUUCAGAGAGUUUGCUGAACUGUUUGGUGUGGAAGCUAAAUCUGCUUUGCAUCUUGAUGUCCCUACAAGGUGGAACAGCACCUACAUUAUGCUCAACACUGCAAUUCAAUAUCAAGUAGUGUUUGAUGCAUAUGAGAGAAAUGACCCCUCUUAUUCUGCUGACUUGGGGAGUGCUCCUACCUUCUUGGAUUGGUGUUCUGUGGAAAGCUUUGUGAAGCUGUUGAAAGCAUUUUAUGAUAUGACAGUGAGGAUCUCUGGUUCACUUUAUGUCACAUCCAACACAUUCUUCUCUGAGAUCUCUGAUCUUAGUUGCAUGCUUGAAGCUAUGGUGAACUCUGAGCAAGGGACUGAAAAGUUGUAUGAAGAAGAGAAAGGCAAAGCUUGUUUUACCAAGGUCCAAUCUGCAAUGGCUGCUUUAUAUGAUGACUAUGCAGCUACAUACUCUCUUAGUUCUACCCAGACAGCAUCCUCUACUCAAGCAGUCCAGUCUGAGGCUAACCAGGCUACUACUUGUACAUGGUGGAAGAGCCAUAGUGAGAGAUUUCCUAUUCUCUCCAAAAUAGCUAGAGAUGUCUUUGCAGUUCCUAUCUCCACAGUUGCUUCUGAGAGCUGUUUUAGUACAUCUGGAAGGGUACUUGAUCCAUUUAGGAGUUUCUUGACUCCUAAAAUAGUGGAAGCACUAAUAUGUACUCAAGAUUGGUUGAGGGCACCUAAUCAGCCAAUCCAAGUUGAGGAGAACCUAGAGGAGGUUGAAAGAUUAGAGAAAGAAUUGCCCACUGGAGCUUCAUCUACUAUACCAUCAAUGUUGCCUACAAUCACUGUAAUUUUGAAUGUAUUUGUUUUAUUUGGUGGCUAUGAUGAAGCUUCCACUAUUGUCUGA
Ipomoea nil (Japanese morning glory) is the source of this 1833-nucleotide messenger RNA. RefSeq names its product zinc finger BED domain-containing protein RICESLEEPER 2-like. NCBI's taxonomy places the organism in Eukaryota, Viridiplantae, Streptophyta, Magnoliopsida, Solanales, Convolvulaceae. The transcript is spliced from 6 exons. The record is from RefSeq and is a predicted model, not a curated record. Gene Ontology annotation, molecular function: protein dimerization activity. Bases 1 to 1833 code for a protein of 610 amino acids.